Orbilia oligospora ATCC 24927 is the source of this 5883-nucleotide messenger RNA. RefSeq lists its product as uncharacterized. The coding region runs from base 1 to 5883 and encodes 1960 amino acids. NCBI's taxonomy places the organism in Eukaryota, Fungi, Ascomycota, Orbiliomycetes, Orbiliales, Orbiliaceae. The transcript is spliced from 3 exons. Gene Ontology annotation, biological process: phosphorelay signal transduction system; phosphorylation. Gene Ontology annotation, molecular function: phosphorelay sensor kinase activity. The record is from RefSeq and is a predicted model, not a curated record.
AUGGCAGAGCCUGGUCAGGGCCUGCGCAACAGACAGCUGUCGUACAGCAGCUCUAGUGCUGUCAGUUCCAGGAAGAGCAGCAACGAUCCAACAACCAACAUCAUCGCCCAUCUAGCUGAAACAUCAAACUUAACAUCAACCCCAACUCCAUCUGAGGUUAUUCCGAUAUGCGACGAAUUUCAUGAUGAUGGCGAUGAUGGUGCCGCUGUCGCUGCUGCUACGAUCAACCGGACAAGAAAGCUCAGCGUUGUUUCUUUCACCUCGGCUGAAUACAACAAGAAUGACGACCAAUGGGAGGAGGAAGCUGCAAAUUCACACGCAAACACAAAUGCAAACACAAACAACCACUACGGCGGGAUCAAACAGGGAAUAACAGAGGAAGAGUACGAUGAUACUUCGGACGGGCUCUCUUCGGGAUACACAUCGUCAUCGUCAUCUUCAUCGUCGUCUUUAAACUCCUCCUCGUCGGUGCCUGGAUGCUGUAUCGACUCAGCCGGAGUCCACCGACAUGGGCGAGCCCGAACUCGACUUCGAAGGAGAGUUAAUACUACGAGUGCUAUUACUAACGCCAGUACCAGUACCGGACCCAGACCCAGACCCAUUGCUAGCGGCAGCACUAGUUGGAACUUAAAUGCAAAUUUGAAUGCAAAUCUAAAUUCAAAUGCAACUGCAAAUGCAAAUGCAAAUGCAAAUGUAGCCGACAGGGAAAGGCUGCGACAGCGGCGGGCCAGAGAUCGGAAACUUCUGCGUGAUCAAACAACCCGUCGUCGCUUUGGUCUAGCCCAACAACCACGCCGGCCGAUUCCAGCAAUUUUGCACGCAUCGGUCGAUGAUGAUGGCAUGUUACUCUCUGGCCCGACUGUGGUAUCCUCCUGCUAUGGGGGAAGGGGUGUAGGGCCUGUUGCUGCUAUUGUCCCGAGCCAAAAUUUAGGUUUCCCAAGGCAACAUGGUCACACACACUGUCCCUCCUCCUCCGCUCCAACACCAGCAUCUCGGUCUCCACCCAGUCUCUUUCGUGCCUCGACUCCAGUCCAUAUUCCGCAUGCAAAACCUCCAACCACCAAAACUAUCACUGCCAAUAGUGGUAUACAUGCUAGACUGUUGUCACCGUCACUCUUGAAUCCGAACCGCGAUGCUGAUAAUGCCAGCCCCAACGGCUUCCACCGUCACUCUCUGAGCAACAGCUCAUCAACCUCGACCCCCUCCUCUAGCCAUCACCAUAGUAAUAGUUGCAAUAAUAUUCACGAUUACAACAAUAAUAAUAAUAUUAACAAUAAUAGCCAAAGUCACAGUCAUAGCUACGACCGCGGAAAUCAUCAUCAUCACGACCAUCACGACCAUCACUUGCACAAGCGAAGGAGACGUCUUGACUACGACCUUCCAGAGAUCCACUUCCUCGCUCCUCCUUCUCCUGUUCCUAACCCCCCCUCUCCUGCUACUCAUAAAGGCCAUUCACAUUCUCAUUCACACUCACAUUCGUUAUCUGCAACUUCUGCCGCCGAACUCCUUUCCUCGGCAUCACUUCAUACUCCCGACCAUUCGCCCAAUCUUUCACAGCGUUCACUAGUUAGACCUGCGGCCUUAAAGGGAAGAUCAUAUUCUACACCGGCUGGAGGAGCAGACGAAUUCUAUUCUCCGCUUCAAUCAAUUAGUGCAUCGCCCGUGCGGCCAACAUUCUUCACGGACGCCCUCCGUGAGCAGUGGGAAAAACAAUCUUUAAACAAUUGCCAAGUGUACGAUAUGGUGCUUGCUCCAAGUGUUCAGACCUUUUCCAUUCCGAUCAAAAGCAGGUCACCGCUUAAUGUCGUCCCUCCUACUGCAGCUCCUCCCGCCGAGGUCUCCCCACAACUUCUCAAGUCGUUGGCGGUGCCAAUCAGGAAUUCGCCGCCUACAAAUCUUCGGAGUGUUCAAUUGCUCGAAGUUAUUUCCAAUGACCCCAGGCCAACGUUUUUGUUAGGGACCGCUUCGACAACCACUGCAAAAGAGUCUCAGUUAUCGUCGACUACAAUCCAUGAACUUAAGCUAGAAGUAGUCUAUCAUAACGAUGCGUUUUCUUCCAUCCUUCCAGAUGCUGCAUUCUCGACAACAUCCGUCGAAUCGGGUUAUCAUAGUACAACCUUCAAUAUAACAGAUCCUCGGUAUCAUCGUUGGAUAUCCAGUUCAUUUUCAAACACGAGUACCAAAAAUGGUAAAUGUCGGCCGUAUGUAUGUCCAGACGGGAUCCUGUGGACACAAAAUGCAUUCACCUGCUCGGAUGGCUCAAGAAUGGUUCUUAUAUGUGGCGUCCCUUUGCCAUCUACGACUACUGAUCGGGUUCACAUAAGCAAAGGGGAGAUAUGCCCUCCUCAUAUUUGGGAAAAAUCUGCGGAAGUCGCAAAAAUUACAGAAUCGCUUCGAGAUGAAGACGACGCAACAACCCUAGUAAGCGAUGCGCAACCCUUUGUUACAGAUCCAGGAACUCCUUCCAUCGGCGUUAUGGGGCAACUCAAAGAUACAUGUUCCACGCCCGGAUGCAUAAGCAUAGGGCGGGCAAGCGACGGCGAUGCUGAACGUGUUCCUAGAUCUUCGUACUUUGAGGCUAUUCCCGUUCCUAACUAUUAUACUCAGGUUGCGAAGGAUAUGGACUCGGACAUGGUUAUUAGCCCUUCGUCCACCCCCGCGCCGGAAUCUCCUCAGGCUAAAGAAUUUCUUGUACAUGAAGAUGAGGAAGCUAGCAAAUCUCCGACCGAAGAGAUGGAUGUCAGCGAUGAUAUUGUCCAAACAAAUCAUAAUCCUGAGGUUUCAACGGUGUAUAGUCCACACUUACCAAGUGAUUAUGGAUUCUUCGACUGGAGCCGGCUUCCGCCUGAGGUGGUUUCAGAUCCGCACCUUGAAUUGGUAAGGGCUGUGGAUUGGACUUCGACUGGCUUUGGGCCAAUUGAGGAUUGGCCCCAAAGCUUACGUACCAUGAUCAAUUUGGUUCUGUCAUCUCCACACCCCGCCGCGAUGUACUGGGGAUCCGAAUUUUCGAUCGUCUACAACGAAGCCUAUAUUCCUUUAAUCGGGGCGAAGCAUCCGUCUUUGCUAGGGAGAAAAUACAAGGAUGGCUGGUCCGAAAUUUGGGAAGCUAUCGAACCGUUUUUUAUGGAGGCGGUCCGAACUGGCAAGCCUACCAACAAGGAAGACGAUCGAUUGUUCAUUCUUCGGAAUGGAUUCCGGGAAGAAACGUAUUUCUCUUGGUCGAUAUGCCCCAUCAUUGGUGAAGAUGGGACGACGAUCGGAUUGCACAAUCCUGCAUUCGAGAAAACACGACGUGUAAUUGCUGAACGAAGGAUGCUUACGUUGCGGGAGGUUGGUGAGAGAUGUGGGAGCGCAAGGGAUGUCAAGUCGUUCUGGGGGCAUGUUCUGGAGGCGUUGGAGACGAACCCGUGGGACGCGCCGUUUGCCAUGCUGUAUUCUUGUAAGAAAACUGACGCAACGGAUAGCGAGGUUUCGUCUUCAUAUGCAUCGAGUUUGUCGAACACGCGGGUAUACUCGCUAGAAGGAACUAUUGGUGUUCCGGAGGGCCAUCCUGCAGCGCCUGCGAUACUCGACCUCAAAUCGAAUGCUGAAGGAUUUUCGAUCGCUUUUAGGGAAGCCUUGCAGAUAGAAGGGAAUAUUUUCUUGAAUGUAGAAUCUGGAACUUUGCCGGCGGAUCUAAUGGAAGGGCUUGAUAUCCAAGGUUUCUCAGAAGAUAUGUGCACAUCCACGGUUGUUUGUCCGAUCAAUCCAAGCUCCGAAACACCGCUUGGCUUCCUUGUCCUUGGGAUCAACCCUCGACGCCCAUUCGACGAGGAUUAUAGACUUUUCAUUCAACUUUUGACGAGACAGCUUACCACAUCCAUAGCGAGCGUUGUUCUUUACGAGGAAGAGAUUCGACGAGCCCAGAGGGCGGUGAGAUUGGCUGCGCUAGACAGGGUAGAGCUAUCACACCAGCUCGCUAUAAAAUCCAAGGAGGCGGAGCAUUCCGAGUUGAAGUUUACUCGUCUGGCAGAGUUUGCGCCUGUUGGUGUCUUCAUCGCAGAUUUCCAAGGCAAGAUCAGCUACUACAACGACAUGUUUUCGGAGGUUUCAUGCCAUCCAAGGAACCUUGACGUUUCUCGUUGGCUAGAAAGUGUUCACCCCGCUGACGCAGCGAGAACCGAGGCGAAUUGGAACGAGGUCAUCCGAGGGAAAAAGAGGAAGACAUGGGAGUUUAGGUGGAAGACUCCGUGGAUGCUCCCGAACCACUUGGGAGAACAGGUCGACCGAUGGACAUUGUUUUCUGCAAGCCCGGAGCUUGAUUCCGAUGGCAUGUUACUAGGUGUCUUUGGCUCGAUCACCAACAUUUCGGAAACUAAAUUUGCGGAGGACUUACAGAAGCGCCGGGUGGAGGAAGUUGUAGAGUUGAAGAGGCAACAAGAUAACUUUGUCGAUAUGGCUAGUCAUGAAAUGCGAAAUCCACUCUCUGCUAUCCUUCAGGGUGCAGACGCUGUUCUCGGGUCUCUUGAACGGUAUAGGGAAAUCGCAUCGUCCCAAGACUUACUAGAAGAUAUCGAGUCAAGUAUUGACGUCGCGCAGACAAUAUCACUUUGCGCACUCCAUCAAAAGCGAGUUGUUGACGAUAUUCUCACGAUGAGCAAGCUUGAUUCUGCCUUGCUGACCGUCACACCUGUUGAUGUUCAGCCGAUUGCGGUGGUCGAGCGGGCCUUCAAAAUGUUUGAGCAAGAGGCCAUUUCUAGUGAGACCAAAAUGACAUUCAAGAUUGAUGAUUCUUACAGAAACCUUAAUAUCGAUUGGGUCAAAUUGGAUCCUGCGAGGUUAUUGCAGGUUUUGAUUAACCUUUUGACCAACGCCUUGAAGUUUCUGCGAACUGAGCCGUCUAAAUCAAUUAUUGUCACUAUGGGAGGUUCAGUCAAACGACCAUCGUCGAAAGACAGGAGAAACUCGCUCGUGUAUUUCCCCUCAACACGAAAGGCAGCUGACCUUACAACAGGUCCGGAAUGGGGCGAUGGCGAAUCGGUCUUCCUUACAUUUUCUGUAUUCGACACGGGCAAGGGUCUCACGGAGGCGGAGAAGAAAAACCUUUUUCAGAAAUUUAGCCAGGCCACUGCGAAGACCGAAGUUUCGUAUGGUGGUAGUGGGUUGGGAUUGUUUAUUUGCAAGGAGCUUGUGCAUUUACAGUCUGGUGAAAUUGGUGUUCAAUCUGAAGCUGGAAAGGGAUGUUGCUUUUCUUUUUACGUCAAGAGCCGGAGAAGUUCACGACCUGAAAUUGAAAUCCCGCAAGCACCCGUCCUUCGAUCUACGGGGACCUCGAAACGAAAGGAAAGUAGCCAAAGCUCCCCUGCUGUUUCGAGUCCAAUCAACGACCAGGACUUCAACGCUGCUAGACCCCAGCUUCAUAAGCCCUCCCAGUCUUCUGACGGGAAAUCAAGUCUAGACUAUAAAGUUCUCAUUGUCGAGGAUAAUCUAGUGAACCAGAAGCUACUGAGGAAGGCUUUAGAAAACUCGGGAUGUACGACCUACGUGGCGAACCAUGGCGUUGAAGCUUUGGAAAUGAUCAAAGAAUCGGUUUACUGGAAGGGUGCGCGAGAGGAUGCGCUAGAGUUGUCGCUCAUCCUCAUGGACGUUGAGAUGCCGGUAAUGGAUGGUCUUACUUGCUCCAAACAAAUCCGUGAAUUACAAGCAGAAGGGUCAAUUCUCGGUCAUAUCCCGAUUGUUGCGGUAACAGCGAAUGCACGACAAGCCCAGAUUGAUAGGAUGUUUGCUGCCGGAAUGGAUGAUGUUGUAUCAAAGCCAUACCGGAUCAAGGAACUGAUACCUAAACUCCACUCUGUUGUAUCGAAAUACAAGGACCGUGAUACUAUCGGAGUUGACGAAGACUAG